Molecule: messenger RNA, 880 nt
Organism: Athalia rosae (coleseed sawfly)
Lineage: Eukaryota; Metazoa; Arthropoda; Insecta; Hymenoptera; Athaliidae
Product: glycine-rich protein 5-like
Exons: 3
Coding region: 109-636 (175 amino acids)
Source: RefSeq, a predicted model, not a curated record
UAACCAAUUCACAAGUAUUAAAUUGAAAAGAAAAAAACAAAAAAAUGUCGUCAUUUCGCACUUAUAAAAGUGGUAACGAGUUCACGGAACGAACAGUCGAGUACAAACAUGAAACCAAUCUUAUUCUCCGCUGUUGUCGCAGUUGUCCUCGGUGUUACGAUCGCAGGAUGGGGUCCUUUAACCGGACCAUCCCCUUUCUCAGGUGUUAAAAUUGGAGGUACACCUCAUGGACAUUGGGGUGGUUCCGGGGGCACAGGAGGACCUCCUGGGGGCUGGGGGGGCCCUGGAGGCUGGGGGGGCCCUGGAGGCUGGGGGGGCCCUGGAGGCUGGGGGGGUUCCGGAGGUCCAGGAGGACCUCCUGGAGGCUGGGGAGGUCCCGGAGGUCCAGGAGGACCUCCCGGAGGCUGGGGAGGUUCCGGAGGCACGGGAGGGCCUCCCGGAGGUUGGGGGGGUCCCGGAGGCACAGGAGGGCCUCCCGGAGGUUGGGGUGGUCCUGGAGGCUGGGGUGUUCCAGGUGGUUCGCAAAAUGACGGGACCUCGACAAGCACGAAUGCUGCACCUACUACAACCGCGUCAGCAAGUACUACGCCUAGAAUCACUACGGCAGCAGCAUCAACCGGUACAGCAGCCGGAUAGUAGCGAGGGCGUAUACUUCCCUACGAUGGACACGGCGCACUUCGGGGGUAAAUCAUCUCCGCAGCCCUUUGGAGAUCAAUUUUGGAACAGCAGCCGAUUUCCCAUCCCCUUCAGCGAUUACGGACCGCUUGUGACGUCCGACGUACACGCUCACCCCUAUUACUAGAUCCAACCGCACCGUGUAGAAAUUUUUUCUAAUAACUUUGUAGUCAUAUAGAUGAAUAAAACAUACGUACUAAGCCAA